AUGUCUACUGGUACCAUCGACGUCAAGGACAGUAUAUCCAAUCGAACGUAUGCCAAGGACAGCGAGGAGGAAGAAAAAGACAAGGUAGUGUUGGAGAAUGAUUUCUUAUGUGAUGCCAAUUUACCACCUCGUCCAUUUUUCCUGACUGGCGAGUGGUUAAUUCAACCACCCGACAUGGACACAUGGAUCCGUACAUUCCACUCCUACAUCGGUGAUAGUUCGGAGGAGAGGGAAGAGAUCAUAAAUGAUAUGGAGAACGAGUCUGGGGAAAUCAUCUCCAAGUCCAUAACUGAAAAUCAGAUUCCUAAGCUUUUCGAAGGCUGUGAUGAAGACACACGAAGAGGUGUAGAGAAAAAUCUGAAUAGUAUCAAUAAGUGGCAAACCGACUUACGGAUCGAUUCUUCCAAAAGUGAAUUUGAGAGGAUCGGAGCAAUUAUCAAAGAAGAUGCCAAACAAUAUGUCAGAAAAGUUGCUAAUAGAUUCGCCGAAUGUCAUCCGGACAGCCGAAAUAUCAAAACUGAAGUUAGAACAUGGGAAGAGUUUCCUCCAGAGACUCACAGAGCUUUGAAAGCGUAUGACGGCUGGCUUGAUGAUGUGGAAAAAGAAGAAAUUUUGACUAGAUCUGUGUCAAGUAUUCAGAAGCCUUCUGUAUGGAUCAUCGUUGGUGAUUUAUGGUCUGAGGAUGAUUUCAGAAGGACCGAUUCCCCUGACAAGUUGACUGUAGAGUACACUUUCAAGCCCGGAUAUGAUGCUGCUAUAGUACCUUCUAUCCAUCAAGACAAAAAUAAUCAAGCAGAACAGGAUAUGAAGGGAUUCAUCAAUUCUCUGAGCGAGUCCGCUCAGCGACGACUGCGAAAAUCGCACGAACCGAUAACCUUCCGGUUCGACGAGUCUGAGCUGACAUGGGAUAGUAUAGGUGAAUAUGAAUCCCAAAGGAAGGAAAUUGCUAUUUCAGGGUUUGAGAAGAUGAGGGACGGGGAGAACAAGCUGGUAUCGACAAUGAUGAAGGAUAUAGUGAAUUCGAUAAGUAUCGACAGCCAGACCUUUGACGUACAUGUACUUCCAAGUCGUCAUUAUUUCAAGGAGGACGAAGGUUACUCAAAUUUGAAAGAUCCUCUGUAG
Messenger RNA from Kwoniella mangroviensis CBS 8507, 1122 nucleotides. RefSeq lists its product as uncharacterized. The coding region runs from base 1 to 1122 and encodes 373 amino acids. The transcript has a single exon. The record is from RefSeq and is a predicted model, not a curated record. NCBI's taxonomy places the organism in Eukaryota, Fungi, Basidiomycota, Tremellomycetes, Tremellales, Cryptococcaceae.